Molecule: messenger RNA, 2556 nt
Organism: Synchiropus splendidus (mandarinfish)
Lineage: Eukaryota; Metazoa; Chordata; Actinopteri; Syngnathiformes; Callionymidae
Gene: tmem19
Product: transmembrane protein 19
Exons: 8
Coding region: 169-1173 (334 amino acids)
Cellular component (GO): membrane
Source: RefSeq, a predicted model, not a curated record
GUCCGAGCUUCGUUUGUCUCCGUCGUUUCAGAGGAGAGCGAGGUGUAUCCAGCGUUGCCGUUACGUGUCAGUAGUAUUGAAAGUAACGUAUAGGGACAGCUUUCGCGUUGAUGUCACGAUUUGGAGUCAAGAUGUCUUCGUUGAAAAUAACUCGUCCUGUCCGUCGUCAUGGGUUCUAACCAUGUGCCCAUAGAUGAGUACUUGAAGAUGAUCACUGACAUGAUCGUGCUCUGUGGCACUUUGUCACUCUCGCUCUUCUUCUGGCUGGUGUCCAUCGUCAUCAGCUCCUACUCAGGAACGCUGCAGCCAGUGUCGCCGUGGCGAUGGUUGUUCUCCAUUCUGGUUCCGCUCACUCUGACUGUACGGGCCCUGAAGAGACGCAGCCUGGACCACUCUGGAGCCCUCGGUGCUCUCCUGGUGGGCUUCGUGCUGACCAUGGCCAACUUCAGCUUCUUCUCCGCUCUGUUGGCCUUCUUCAUCACCUCCUCCCGACUGACCCGCUGGGGGGGGCCCCAGAAGAAGAAGAUAGACCCCGACUACAAAGAAGGAGGUCAGAGGAACUGGGUUCAGGUCUUCGCCAACGGGGGCAUUCCAACCGAGGUGGCGCUGCUCUACAUGAUUGAGGCGGGUCCAGGUGAGAUCCCCAUCGACUUCGGGAAGCAGUACUCCGCCUCCUGGAUGUGCUUGUCCUUGUUGGGUGCGCUGGCCUGCAGCACCGGGGACACAUGGGCCUCAGAAGUGGGACCCGUCCUCAGCAAAUCAAAACCCAGACUCAUCACGACCUGGGAGGAGGUUCCAGCAGGUACAAACGGCGGUGUGACUGCAGUUGGACUGUUGGCCAGCUUUUUAGGUGGACUCACUGUGGGCGUGGCCUACUUCAUCGCACAGCUCCUGAUGGUCAGCAACCUUCACCUGGCCGACCCGCAGUGGCCAGUGCUUGUGUACGGCGGGGUGGCGGGUCUGCUGGGGUCCAUGCUCGACUCUUUCCUGGGAGCUCACAUGCAGUACUCUGGUUUUGACUCGAGCAUCGGGAAGGUGGUGAGCUACGAGUCGGCCACCACGCAGCGGAUAUGCGGGAAACCGAUUUUGGAUAAUAACGCAGUCAACCUCUUCUCUUCCAUCCUGGUGGCACUCAUCCUGCCGGGGCUGGCGUGGGGGAUGUGGCCUCGAUAAUCCGCCUCUGCAGGAAAAAAAAACUAGGGAGGAGGGAAAGGUGGACUCAUCUUCAUGAUGCUGGAUUGAACCUUUGCAUCUUCUUUGUUCAAACGGGCCUCCAUGGACUCACCUCAUUGAUCAUCACCAAGAUCACGACAACCUGCCUGGGUGUGAGAACCAAGGCCAGUUGUGGCUGUGUUUUGGAGAAGACGCUGACCGCGGUGAUUUAUAAUGCUAAAUGCAGUGUUGGCCCCAUUAGCACAGGAAAACUACUGAUGAUAGCUGCGCUGGUGGAGUCUGUACUUGGAGGCUUGACGCAUCAACACCUCUGGAGUUAUAUUGUUAUUCUAGCUUACCAGACAUUGCACUGAAAGUUGCUGAGGCGGUGAAAGUUGAAUUACUUUCUGCGGAUUGUUUGCCUGACCUUUAGAUUGCAAAACUGCUCAAUGAGCAUGGUUUCAAACUCAACUUCAGAAUACAGUACUUUCCCAGAAGCUGUAACAUCUCAACCGAACUUGACAGCGCGUGACCGACCCAAUUCUUUCUCAAGGAAACGUCAAUUACUACGUCAACGUUUCACCAGUUCAUGAAACAGAGCUUUGUUUGUCAGUCUUGUCACUCACUUUGACCCGUGUUUGUGUUGUUUUCAUGUCUUCUGUUUCUGAAGUGUUCAUCCACUGGUGUGUGAUUGGACGGCAGAUGGCGCCGUUAUAUUUAUCCAGCUUCAUUAAAAUGACAAUUUGAGAGUUGAAGCUGUUCUUUUGUCAGUCUGUGUCACAUUACUGCAGUUGAUGUUUCUAACAGCUUCACUCAUGUCCUGCAUGUGAGGGAACAGAGUGGAGAGUGACGGCCUUCCAGAGGUAUUACUGUUUUUAUUUCAGCGUCUCUGAAAAAAAGGCACUAAACCGAACUGAGAGAGAGAGACAUUGUCAAUUAGAGAGAAGGAGAGGGCUGCAGUGAUCAUUUAAAUAAACAUAUAAAGAACACACAAACACUUCCUGAUUAAAUACAACAGCCAAACCAGAGGGAGCUUAGAAAAGUUUGUUGCUUUUCGUGCUUGUUGCUGAGAACAGGACUCCAACGGAAACUGAAGAGCAUCAUUAAAGCAAAACAGCAGUUCAUUCUGUGAUGCUGACACACCUUGGAACAGAAUCACGUCUGACUUAGCAAAGGCUUUUCACUGACGGAUUGCAGCAGAAAUCAAACCAGAAGAGGUAAGAAACAGGAAUGAAGUUGGAUCAGCAAUAAGUUAUUUCUUUUUUUUUUUCUUCUUUUUCAAAAAUCCUAAUAUUAGUGGUCACUAACAUAGGACUACUUGUCAGAGCUUGUGUCGUCAGAUGAACAGCUCACAAAUCCAGGCACCAACAGGAAACGUUUCAUUGAGAUUUUCUGCAAAAAUCU